Molecule: messenger RNA, 1638 nt
Organism: Brassica rapa (field mustard)
Lineage: Eukaryota; Viridiplantae; Streptophyta; Magnoliopsida; Brassicales; Brassicaceae
Product: protein JASON
Biological process (GO): male meiosis II
Source: RefSeq, a predicted model, not a curated record
GGGAAAAUCAUCCACUCAUAAUUGAAAAAGGCUUGUAGCUUUCUUGCUCGCUCUCUGAUUCGCCCCGAGACGGCUGCUGAUGAAGCAAAACCUAUCUCUCUUGUGGCUGUUGAUGAAGCGAAACCUAAGUCUAUUUUGCAGAUUCGUGCUCAGAUUAAUCAAGAUAUCAGCUUGUAGAGUCAUGGCUUGCUUUCUCUACUGCUUCCGCGGCAGAGACGACCGAUCCAAAAAAGGUGAGGACUCGCAGAAUCAUUUAUCCGCCUUGUUUCGGCCUGAAGAGAAAGCAGCUUCUUCGAAUUCUUCGCCUUGCCUUGACAAAGAAAGAUUUGAUUUGGAUUCUAUACAUAUUGACAUAGGCCUAAGGGAUGAGGCGCGGUUUCUUAAGGCUUGCGGCACUAUACCGGAGACGCCUAUUGAAAUUAGGAAAGCGUCCCAAAAACUGACUAGUCCUCAACAUUCUGGACCUUCCCAUUUCCACUCAUGGAUUUCCAGUAGCUCUGCGCUCGGGUUUCAUGUGGAUGAAUCUCCAACCCCCAUCAAAGCUUGUGAAGAUGUGGGAAGGCCAUCAUUUACUUCAGAGCAAACACCUAGCAGUUGUGUAAUUGAUGUCCGGGACAAUUCAAGGAUCACGUCUGCUUUUAAUGAUGCUGAUGAGGUAGAAAGCAUUGGCACUGCAGUCAAGGGUGAGUUGGAUAGAUCUGCCAGGCCAAUGCUCACAGCUGGAAAGACAAAGUCGGUGCGGUUUGAAUGUGAUCUUGAACAGUCUCACUCUUCUAAUUCUUCCCAGAAUAGCAGUUCAAGAAAGCCCCAGAUGGGUGGCAAAGUUAGUUUUAUACUGAGCUCGCCUAAUCCAACUCCAUUGAAGCUAUCUGAUGAGAUGCAAACUCCCGGAACCAUAUAUCCUGCAAACAUGGAAUCAGCAGGAAAGGGAAGAAGGCCUAGAAUCAGAUCACAGUUUGUGCAUUCAGUUUCCAAUCUAAUGGAGAAUGCAUCCCUAUAUAAGGCCCAGGAUGAUUCACGUGGGAGCCUAGAACAAGCUAAAUGGCAGGAUUACAAAGAGCAGAUAGAUGGUGAAACUCCCACUUCAGCAACUCAUGGGGAGAAGGUGGAAGAAAACUCGUAUGAGAAACUGUCCAAGUUUGAGGCAAGCUUUUCUCCUUGGCUAAACCCGAUCAACAAAGACUGUAACGAAAUGACACCUGGAGUCUAUGCCAUAACGCCAGGUGACAGGCCUAUCAUUGGAUUGGUUGCUGCUCAUUGGGAUGAGGAUGAGGAAACUGAGGUUUUACCCAAAUGGUGGGAUGGGAAUGGGAUCCCAAAUACGACAACCAAAUACAAGGAGGAUCAGAAAGUGAGCUGGCAUGCAACACCAUUCGAGGUGAGAUUGGAGAAGGUGCUCUCGGAAGAAGGUGGUCAGAGUUUAUUCCCUCCAAGUGAUGGAAGAUGAAGAAGACUCAGACAUAUCGCAGUUGCAGCAGCAACCAAGCUCGGUAGAUACCUGAUACUUGGCCCUCGUACAGAACAGUGUUACUUACCUAGGGCUAUCAUGAUUCAUGGGCAAUGAAGAUACUCUUAUUCCCGGCUAUUAUUGAACUUUAUAAGAGUUUUAGAGUAAAAAGUAUAAACAAUGAUGUUUAU